AAUUUUGCUUUGAUCAAUUACCAUCAUGAAGGGCAAGCAAACCACCUUUCAACACAUCAUUUUGGCAUUACCUCUUCUUUGUUUUUUUAGUUCAUAAGAACAAAUCUUAUCGCUUUUGUGCUGUAGUGGACCAAGCAAGAAGAAAGAGAGAUCAUCAAAGAGGAAAGAAAACAAAAUUAAUGGAGAUUUCAGAGCAAAACGUGAAGAGUAAAGCUCAUAUUUUGUGUUAUAGUUUUGCUGUUCAAGGUCACUUGAACCCUAUUCUUCAAUUUUGCAAACGUUUGGCCUCAAAAGGCCUCAAGGUGACUCUAGUCUCCACCAUUUCAGCCAGCAGUAAGCUCAUCAAAACUCAAUCCUGCAGCCCCGUCGAUGUUGAACUCCUCGAUGUCGACCUCAGGGACAUUCCUAAAACUUCCAAAGAGUGUGAAAGAGAUGAAACUCAAGAUUAUUUCGAGCAUUACAAGACUGUUGUUGCACCGAGUCUCGCUGCGUUCAUCGAGAAUCAAAUGAGUUCUAACUACCCGCCUAAAUUUCUCGUUUAUGACUCGAUUAUACCGUGGGCACUAGACAUCACGAAGAGAUUCGGUAUCGAUGGAGCUCCAUUUUUCACUCAAUCUUGGUCUUGUAAUACCAUGUAUUAUCAGUUUUAUCGAGAGAAAAGCAAAGUUAAUGCUUUUGAAGAUCAAGCUAUGGUGUUGCUGCCUUCUUUGCCACCGCUCAAGAUCAAUGAGCUACCAUCGUUUCUUAAUGGAAGUGGCACUUACCCGUCUUUGAUAGACCUGUGCCUCAAUCAAUUCUCCAAUAUUGAAGAAGUAAACUGGCUAUUCUUUAGUAGUUUUGAUAAGCUGGAAGAGGAGUUUGGAUUGGCUAACUUUCUACAGCCAAUCACCUGGAUGGCAACUCAACUUCCAGUCAAGGCAAUCGGACCAACCAUACCAUCAAAAUACUUAGACAAUCGGUUGAAGAACGACAAAGAUUAUGGCCUCAACCUCUUCAAACCAAACACCGAAACCUACCUGAAAUGGCUUGACUCAAAGCAACCAGCCUCAGUCAUUUACGUUUCAUUCGGAAGCCUGGCAGCCCUUGAAAAAAGCCAAAUGGAAGAAAUCGCAUGGGGACUAAAGAACAGCAACAUCUUCUUCCUGUGGGUAGUCAGGGAAUCCGAAUCUGAUAAGCUUCCGAAAAAUUUCUCGGAGGAAACAUCCGAGAAGGGUUUGGUGGUGAGCUGGUGCUCUCAGCUAGAAGUUCUAGCUCACGAGUCAGUGGGGUGUUUCAUGACACAUUGCGGGUGGAACUCGACGCUUGAGGCGGUAAGCGUGGGGGUGCCGAUGGUGGCAAUGCCGCAAUGGACGGAUCAGCCAACGAACGCCAAGUUUAUUGAGGAUGUGUGGGGGGUUGGGAUGAGGGCGAGGGAGAAUGGAGAAGGGAUUGUGAAAAGAGAGGAGAUUGCGGUUUGCAUAAGGGAAGUCAUGGAAGGAGAAAGAGGGAAGGAGAUUAAGAGGAAUUCAAAGAAAUGGAAGGAUUUGGCGAAAGAGGCAGUUGAUGAAGGUGGAAGUACUGAUAAGAACAUACAAGAGUUUGUUGCAAAACUUUUAUAUAUGUAGUGAGAUUUUAUUUCUCAAGGUGUGUGAAAUCUAUACUAGCAUGGGUACUGACUUACCAUUA
Pistacia vera is the source of this 1665-nucleotide messenger RNA. Its product is annotated as UDP-glycosyltransferase 74E2-like. The transcript has 2 exons. Lineage: Eukaryota; Viridiplantae; Streptophyta; Magnoliopsida; Sapindales; Anacardiaceae. Gene Ontology annotation, molecular function: UDP-glycosyltransferase activity. The record is from RefSeq and is a predicted model, not a curated record. The coding region runs from base 180 to 1604 and encodes 474 amino acids.